UCCUAAUUUGGAGCAAAUUAAAAUUAAAUUAAUUCAAAGCUAUCGUAUCUAAAAUGGCUCCGACUAUAACACUACCUUUCUGGGCCCAAUCGAAACCUCCCGUCGGUGAAAUCUCCGGCGUACCGGAGGCGGAGGUGCUUAGAAAGAGAAACGAAGAGCUGGAGAAGGAAUUGAAGAAGAGCGUAGAGAGAGAAGAGAAAAUGAAAGAGGAGUUGCAAAAAACAUGGAGGAGGCUGAAGGUGGCGGAAGAGGCGGAGGAACGCCUUUGUUUUCAGCUAGGUGAAUUUGAGGCGGAAGCUGUAGAUCAAGCUAGGGCUUAUAGAGCCCGUGUUAUUAAUUUAACGGAACAACUUUCAGCCGCACAAAAACUUCUUCAAUCACCAUCUGCUUCUUAG
Messenger RNA from Solanum verrucosum, 395 nucleotides. Its product is annotated as protein RESPONSE TO LOW SULFUR 4-like. NCBI's taxonomy places the organism in Eukaryota, Viridiplantae, Streptophyta, Magnoliopsida, Solanales, Solanaceae. The record is from RefSeq and is a predicted model, not a curated record. Gene Ontology annotation, biological process: cellular oxidant detoxification. The transcript has a single exon. Bases 54 to 395 code for a protein of 113 amino acids.